GAGAGCUGUCCCCAUGAGAACAUCGAGAAGAGGAAAGAUUAAAUCAUGGCUUCUGGGAUUCUCUGAUUUGUUCUGCAGCUUUUCUGUAUGAGUUUUUUGAAGUAAAAACAGAGCUGGUGGAGGUGCGGGGACUGAGUGCUGGAGUUAUGGGUUGUUGUGGAUCGUCCUUACAGAGAGCUCAAAAUCAUAUCCCUUACGCACAAAACAGUUUCCAAUCUCAUCCUUCUAAUGGCCCUUCCGAUCCUGCCGGCGGCGGCAUCCCUGCUUUCUCCGAGUUCUCCUUCGCCGACCUCAAGGCUGCUACCAAUAACUUCAGCUCCGAUUACAUCGUCUCCGAGAGCGGCGAGAAAGCCCCUAAUGUCGUUUACAAAGGUCGCCUUCAAAAUCAGAACAACCGCCGUUGGAUCGCGGUUAAGAAGUUCACUAAGUUGGCUUGGCCCGACCCCAAGCAGUUCGCUGAGGAAGCAUCUGGGGUCGGUAAAUUGAGGCAUAAAAGAUUGGCUAAUCUUAUUGGGUAUUGCUGUGAAGGCGAUGAGAGGCUUCUUGUUGCGGAGUUUAUGCCCAAUGACACCCUCGCCAAGCAUCUCUUCCACUGGGAGAAUCAAACCAUAGAAUGGGCUAUGAGAUUAAGAGUUGCUUUAUAUAUUGCUGAGGCAUUAGAUUAUUGUAGCUCUCUGGAACUUCCAUUAUACCACGACUUGAAUGCAUAUAGAGUACUAUUUGAUGAGAAUGGUGACCCUCGACUUUCUUGUUUUGGGUUGAUGAAAAACAGCAGGGAUGGUAAAAGUUAUAGCACCAAUCUUGCGUAUACUCCACCUGAAUAUUUAAGAAAUGGGAGAGUGACUGCAGAAAGUGUCAUUUUUAGCUUUGGAACUGUCCUUUUGGAUCUACUAAGUGGGAAGCACAUCCCUCCUAGUCAUGCACUCGAUAUGAUACGAGGCAAAAAUAUUCUUCUCUUAAUGGAUUCACAUUUGGAGGGUAAGUUUUCAACUGCAGAGGCAACUGUGGUUUUUGAUCUUGCUUCACAAUGUUUACAAUAUGAGCCUCGAGAUCGACCAAAUACGAAGGGUCUUGUUGCAGCCCUUGCCCCGUUACAGAAUAAGUCGGAUGUUCCAUCUUAUGUGAUGCUAGGAAUUCCAAAGCACGAGGAAGCUUCUCCAACUCCACAACAUCCUCUCACUCCAAUGGGCGAUGCUUGUUCCAGAAUGGAUCUCACUGCUAUCCAUCAGAUAUUGGUAAUGACACACUACAAAGAUGAUGAAGGAUCAAAUGAGUUGUCUUUCCAAGAAUGGACUCAACAAAUGAGAGACAUGUUGGAGGCUAGGAAGCGAGGGGACUUGGCAUUUCAUGACAAAGAUUUUAAAAUAGCUAUUGACUGUUAUUCUCAGUUCAUAGAUGUUGGCACCAUGGUUUCUCCCACUGUUUACGCACGAAGAAGUCUGUGUUAUCUUCUUUCCGACCAACCAGAUGCUGCUCUUCGAGAUGCCAUGCAAGCGCAAUGUGUUUAUCCCGAUUGGUCCACGUCAUUUUACAUGCAGGCUGUUGCACUAGCCAAGCUAGAUAUGCACAAGGACGCAGCUGACAUGUUGAACGAGGCUGCUGCAUUGGAAGAGAAAAGGCAAAAAGGUGGACGGGGAUCUUGAGAACCAACCCCUGUAAGUGCCCUUCCUGCAUUGUUCCUAGUUGUUCUUGUUGUUCAUAGUUUUGAAACAGGAACAUAAAACGGAAAUUUACUAAAUCUUCUCAUGAAAUCGAACCUGUAACAUAGUGAGGAACUUGUGUCUUCUUCAUAAUGGUGUUUUUUUCACCUUGAAAAUUGGGAAAUAAUUUAUUGGUUCUAUCCAUGUAUAAGCUUAAUACAACAUAUUUAGAUUCUUGAGUGGGCUAA
Molecule: messenger RNA, 1888 nt
Organism: Cucurbita pepo subsp. pepo (vegetable marrow)
Lineage: Eukaryota; Viridiplantae; Streptophyta; Magnoliopsida; Cucurbitales; Cucurbitaceae
Product: serine/threonine-protein kinase BSK1
Biological process (GO): brassinosteroid mediated signaling pathway; protein phosphorylation
Molecular function (GO): protein binding; protein kinase activity; ATP binding
Source: RefSeq, a predicted model, not a curated record